Molecule: messenger RNA, 3312 nt
Organism: Aspergillus aculeatinus CBS 121060
Lineage: Eukaryota; Fungi; Ascomycota; Eurotiomycetes; Eurotiales; Aspergillaceae
Product: ubiquitin-conjugating enzyme E2
Exons: 6
Coding region: 1-3162 (1053 amino acids)
Source: RefSeq, a predicted model, not a curated record
AUGGCGGCGACUGCUGAGGCACAAAGAAAUACGAAGGCCCACUUCGAACCAGAUGAUAUAUGUUGUCUGGUCUCAAAUCCGUCUCGUGUGUGCUCUGUUGAGGGUACUCAUGAUGAUCCCCUAGUUUACCCGCCGGACGAAUACCUCAUCCUUUCUCAUCCAUCGACACCCGCGGGAAUUCUGGAGAAAUUCCUGCAGACAGAGGACGCCCCGCAAGGAUAUGUCUUUGUCCGGUUCGUGGAUAGAUCGCAGGGCUACUCGCUGAUUCCUGAAAAUGAGCUUCAACUCAUCGACAGAGAAUGCCACAUUGGUGAUAUCGUCAAAUGCCAAGCACACGAUGCCAUGUGUGGCAGGGUACUAAGUUGCCGGACCAGAUACACCCUGGAGCCUGUCGCGUCUCUCCCCAGCAACUCACUAACAGGGGAACAUGGCCCGCUGAGAUUCAAGGAUAAGCCGAAGUGUCUCAGCUCUAACAUAAUGCCACCGAUGGACGAACUACAAUCUAACUUGCUACAUGAUGUUGUCGUCUCCGACAUUGAGUCUCAUGAGCCAUUCGCCGUGGGAGACCACAUCAUAUAUCAGCAGAAGCUUGGGGUCAUCCGGCAUGUUGAUCGAGAUCCUGUGUUUUUGACGAGGCAAAGCGAGGUCGUCACCCUCUACAAUCCAUUGAACGUCGAAUGUCCAGCUUGGGUCGACCCAGCAAGGCUGGUGUGGAUGCCACGCGGUGGAGAGAUUACUGAACAGUCAGAGGUUGCCGGAGCCGAGAUAGUAUACAAGGACCCUGGUCAAGUCUAUCCUGGCCGAGCUGCCUUGGUCGAUGCCGCGAACAUGUGCGAAGUCUAUGGUGCUCGUACCAAGAACCCCACUCGUGGUCGUCAGCAUGUCUGCACGUUGGCUACACCAGCUUCACAGUACCAUGUCAAGUGGAUGAUGCCAAAUGCGUUCGGGAUUGGCAUAGACAAAGACACAGUCACUGGGGGGACGGAGAUAAUCAGAGCAUCUUUGUUCAAGAAGUAUGCGGUCAAGUGUGACUUCGGUCGGGCCCCGACGAACAAGUCUAGUGAGGAGGAGCUUCAGCUGAGGCCCAGAUGCUUGAUGAAACUGGGAAGUGUAGUGCGCUUCCGUGACACGGUUGGAGCGGCUGCAAAAUACCCUCACUAUCGUCACGUCCCAGUUGAAUAUUCGUAUGGGUAUGAUCUGAAUGUCUUUCGAAUUGUCUCGUCCAAGACAGACACGACAGUUCAGUGGCAGAACGGGAAGGUUACCAUAGAGAACGCAAUAUCUCUGCAUACACCAAAUCCCUAUCCCGCCGAAGAGGUCUUCCCUGGAGAUUUGACUGUUCUCAAAGACUCGGUUCAAGCAAUUCCUUCGACCGGAGGUGAUAAUAGAUGUUCAUCAUGCUUGUCGCUUCAUUCACACGAAGUGGGCGUGGUUCAAGAGGUGGAUAGUCGAGAGCGAGUAGCAUAUGUUCGAUGGUACGACGACGCUACUGUUGAGCUCCCGCUACACGGAUACUGUCUAAACCACGAAUACACUCGACUGGGAACCUUGAACACCAAGAAAACUCCAGUAUCGCUCUACGAGCUCGCCUCUUUCCCUGCCCUACGUAGGUCACCAGGGAGACUUGUGCAUAUUAUACCGAGCACUAUACACGCAUCUGUGUUGCAAGCUCUCCGGGUAAGCCCUGCCUCUGGCAAUGGCGCCGAUCAUUCGAGCCAUGCACCUUCCAAGCACUUCGAUGCUAUACGGAGCUACCUCGAGAAAUCGAAGAGAGACGUCGUUCGUACUGCAUGGUUCAAGAGCACAAUCGUAGUCGACAACUCUCCGGCACCUACACGCCUCAGUGUUCACUACGAAGACUUCUGCGCAAGGUUACAUGCGAACUUUGUCGGGAUGAUCAUGAAACCCAACACCGAUGGUACCGUCACGGUGCGGUUGACCCACGGAGAUUCAUGUGUGGAUAUUGAGAUGCCAACGGAGAGAAUCUUGUUGUCAUAUCCUUGUGAUUGUGAAGAAAUGCCUCUUAAUGAGUUGGCUCCGAACGACGAGUCCGAAGAUCUCGACACAGAUGAUACCGAUAAUGAAGACACUGAUGACGAUGAUGAUGCCAACUGCCACGGAGUAUCCCAUGGGGAAGAGGCAGAGCCUACACACGCUUCAAAAGACGCACUGGAACACAUUGAGGACUUCCCGUAUUAUCAUGUCACAAUGGCAGAUGCUGAAGGAGACAUGGAAAUGAGUGGAACAGAACCCCCCGGAUCAUCGGCUCCUCCAGCGUUCCUCGUACUCGAAGGACCCCCUCCCUCUGAUCAUCAUUUCCUCUCGAGUGAGCCCGCGGGGAAUUCCAGCUUGAGUAUCAAGCGCAUACAAAAGGAAUGGAGGGUCCUCAAUACAUCUCUUCCUGCUGGCAUCUAUGUCCGUUCAUGGGAGUCACGCGUGGAUCUCAUCAGGACUCUGAUUGUUGGGCCUGCGGGCACUCCGUACGAGCAUGCGCCUUUUGUGAUUGACUUCCACCUCACGGAUCAAUUCCCAAGCAAGCCCCCGGCUGCUUUCUUUCACUACUGUUCCGUCACUGAGGCAGAAAUCAAUCCUAAUCUGCACCUCGACGGCCAGGUUUGCCUUAGUCUGUUGGGCACAUGGCCUGCACAGAACCCAAAUGAGAUUUGGUCUUCUUCCAAGUCUACGCUUCUCCAGAUCAUGGUUUCCAUCAUGGGUUUGGUCCUGGUCAAACGUCCGUUUUACAAUGAGCCUGGCUUCGAAACCCUUGCUACAGACGAGGAGAAGCGGAUUGACUCGAUUCAAUACACCGAGCGAGCAUUCCUACUGACGCGGAAGUUGAUGAUACAUGCUCUGGCAAAUGAGGUGUCUGGCUUCGAUGAUGUUACCUCGUGGCUAUAUUUCCCCGCGUCCACGAUCGCGCUGGACAUGAAUCGCCCUCAUCUGAUCCGUCGAGCCAUCGAUGAUGCGCUGGCAAUGAUUGAGCAUCACCACCGCACCUCCACGGGCCAAGACCCAGCUGUCGGAGACGCUUCUGCAUACAUGUCGCGUCUCAGCCUUGGGGCAGUGGUCAUGCUUCAGAAGCACAUCGCCGAUUUGGAGAAACUUCAUACCAUCUGGCUUGAAGCGCUUCGGGAUCGUUGUGGACAUGAGCCUGAACUCUGAUCUAUGAGAGCACCUCAUAUUUGUGGAGACCCGGCUGGGGUAGGCUCUCAGGCUCUCAGGCUCUCAGGUUCUCAGGUUCUCAUGUUCUCAGUGAUAUUUGUUGUUGGUGAAAUCUGAUGUAUGUACGAGUCAAGCCCGUGCUCAUGGUUG